CUGGGUUCGGUUUAGCAAAGGAAUUAUGGGGUUAUUUUAGGACCCUGUCUUUAUUUUCUUGUCUAUUUCCUUGGUUACCAUGGCGACCUCCCCUUUCCUAAAUCUCCCUUUCCUCUCUAGGUGAUGGCGUCUGUGUUUUUCUCUGCUCCUCUGACGUGGAGACGGAGCACAUGCAGUGUGUUGUCUCUGUCUCUCUCUGCCGAUGAUUGUGGAGUGCUGGAGGACAGACAACAACCAACUGAUAGAGCCAGCUUCCAAAGGGAAUGUGUGAUAGGGUUGUCAGUGAGCCAUACAGUAGAGCUGUCCUGUUCGUUUGGGCCUCCUGUGUGUUUGCUAAGAGGUGAAGUGACCUAACUUCUACCGGUCUUGCACUCUAUCCUAAUGCUCUAAACUAUAAGUCUUGGCCACUAAGCAUCAUAUAUAAGAUCUUUCCUCAGAACGCACUCUGAACUGUGUGUAGCAAAACCACAGUUACAAAAGAGGAAGUGCUCACUACUUACUUAUUUCCUUCCGCAUCCUCUCAUUUUUCUUUUUACCCUUUUAUUCCUUCAUUCAUCCUUUUUGUUUCUCAUAGAAAUGUUUAAUUGGUCCUGAAUUGGAUGAAGUUAGUUUGUGCUGUCAUUCCGUGGCAUGUUUCUAGAGAACUGCUUGUCAGAUUGGGUGUACUUAUUUUUGUAGCACGGCUAUUUGGAUUGAUUCAGUGUUGACGUCAGUCAGGAAGCUGUACACAGGAGUUCCCCUAUUCAGUCUGCUUGCUGCUACUGCUCUGAAGGGGAUAUGGAGGAUUUUCCUGAAAUGUACCAGGGGAAAGACCCUGAGGACAUUGAAUCUUUCCAGGGUGAGAGGAGGAAGAUCAUUCAGCCGACAUCUUUGAAAGAUCCCAAACUUGAAAAGCUGAAAUCGGUUUUGGUUAACUGGAUCAACAGUACUUUGAAAGAGGAACACAUCGUAGUGCAGAGUCUGGAAGAGGAUAUCUUUGAUGGCCUAAUCCUCCAUCACCUCCUUGGGAAGUUAGCUGGAGUGCUUCUGUCUGUGGAUGAGAUAGCGGUGACCAGCGCUGCUCAGACACGCAAGCUGGAGGUCAUCCUGGAGGCCCUGAAUGAGAAACUGGGGCUACAGGACAACUCUCUCAGCAGGUGGAGUGUCAAACUCAUCCACAGCAAAGACUUGCUGGCCACACUCCAUCUUCUGGUUGCCAUGGUGAGGUGCUUCCAGCCUAAUCUGGAGCUUCCCCUAAAUGUCAGAGUGGAAGUUGUCUUGUUGGAGGUCAACAGAAGUGGAAUCAAAUCAGAAAAGGAAAUAGAGAUUCUUACAGAUGAAAGGUUGAUAAAUUAUUUCCGAUUAUGUUGUUGUGUCCGAUUACAGUUGCAUGUUCUUCAGAGAAUGGAUUCUGUUUCAGGAGAUCGAAUAUUCACUUUAUUUUCUGUCUACCUCAACAGCGAUUCAGCUACCGACGCCCUGAGCAGCUCAGACAGCGAGGAUCCCAUUGAGCAGCUGCUGAAGCUGGAACCCCACAAGAUCAACACAGUAAAGCGGGCCAUCAUGCACUUUGUCAACAAGAAGAUGUCAACCUUGGGACUACAGGUGACAGACAUGGAGAAACAGUUUUCAGAUGGUGUUAUUCUCCUUCUGCUGAUUGGACAGUUGGAGGGCUUCUUUGUUCCACUCUAUGACUUCAACAUCACCCCAGUCAACGCUACUGAGAUGCUGCAGAAUGUGACCGUGGCCCUGGACCUCCUGAAUGACAUAGGGCUACCCACGACCAACAUUGAGCCCCAAGAUAUAGUCUCUCAGGAUGUGACAGCUACCUUGAAGGUCCUAUAUGCCCUGUUCAAGAAGCACAAAAGCAGAUGAGAGUGGGAAGAACACGGACGAGGACAUUAGGAGGUGAAGACGCCAGAAGUCCUUUGCCUGAGGUGUUUUUCCCCUGGCAAGUCCAGAAUAAUAGGCUGGUUCCCUCUGAAGUUACAGAAAAAUCAUAUAUCGAUUCUAUGUAAAGCUUUGUGUAUUUUGUGUCAAUCAAACUAUGGCACUAGUCAUAGUUUGAAUAGCAUGGGAAACCAAUCCCCGACCACAUUCCCCUUUGAAGAUCCAAGUAAUCUCAAAGUAGUCUGAAAUUGUGAGUGAGUAUCCUAUUGUGCUCUAUGACUCUGACGCUGCUGCUCGCUGCAACAAGAUACCAUAGGAAAACAGCAUCUUGUGACGUUUUUACAAAACGAUAAGCAUCAAAACGUAUGAUGCUUAUGUCAAUACAUUACAGUCAAUGGGAAAAGAUGAGCGUCACAGGGUUGAUGCCUAAGUGAAUACAUUGCAUUUAAUAGGGGAAGAUUAUUGACACAAUGUGGACGCCUUUGGACAUGACACCCUCGUUCUCUCUCAAUUCAAUUCAAUUGGCUUUAUUGGCAUGGGAAACAUAUGUUAAAAUUGCCAAAGCAAGUGAAGUAGAUACUAUACAAAAGUGAAAUAAACAAUAAAAUGAACAGUAAACAUUACACUCACAGAAGUUCCAAAAGAAUGAAGACAUUACAAAUGUCAUAUUAUGUAUAUAUAAAGUGUUGUAACGAUGUGCAAAUGCUUAAAGUACAAAAGGGAAAAUAAAUAAAGCAUAAAUAUGGGUUGUAUUUACAA
Messenger RNA from Oncorhynchus kisutch (coho salmon), 2628 nucleotides. It is a transcript of the gene parvg, whose product is annotated as parvin, gamma. Gene Ontology annotation, molecular function: actin binding. The transcript is spliced from 12 exons. Gene Ontology annotation, biological process: establishment or maintenance of cell polarity regulating cell shape; substrate adhesion-dependent cell spreading; actin cytoskeleton organization. NCBI's taxonomy places the organism in Eukaryota, Metazoa, Chordata, Actinopteri, Salmoniformes, Salmonidae. The record is from RefSeq and is a predicted model, not a curated record. Gene Ontology annotation, cellular component: cytoplasm; actin cytoskeleton; focal adhesion. The coding region runs from base 778 to 1854 and encodes 358 amino acids.